UGUGCAAAGAUUUCAUCACAAGUGAAAUAGCCGGAAGUGAACGAAAUGGAUAUUUUUGAUUGCAUUAAAUUAUUGUCGCUGCUUUGUGCCUUAAUUGGACAUGUAAACAGUGUUGAUCGCACAAAGGUUGUGAUAAGCACAGACGCUGGAGCAGAUGAUGCUUGGGCCUUGUAUUACCUACUGGAAGCUAAGCAAGAGGUAGAAAUACUUGCCAUAUGUUGUACCAAAGGCAAUACAAACGUUUCCAAUGGUGCCACCAAUGUGCUCAGGGUACUAGACGCAGUAGAGCGUACGGAUAUUCCCUUGUACGUUGGUUCAAACGAACGAAUAUUGCUUCCAGAACCAGCCGUAAAUGCCGAGGACAUGUAUUUUGGUGCGGAUGGUUUUUCGGAUGUUGUAUUUGAUCGUGAACCAUCGCGCAUGCCCUUACAAGAGGGAAAACAUGCGUUGUACGAGCUGUAUACAUUGAUCGAACAGCAUCCAAACGAAAUCAUCUUUGUAAAUUUAGGCCCCCUAACUGACUUGGCGCUGUUGCUUAAAGUAUACCCUAGCACACGGCACCUGCUGAAGGCCAUCUACAUGAUGGGUGGAAAUCGUCAUGGAAUUGGUAACACGCAGAGUGCCGCAGAAUUCAAUUUCUAUAGCGAUCCAGAAUCGGCUAGCAUAACGUUUAACGCGUACCAGGGUCCCAUCGUUGUUGUACCAUGGGAAACUGCAUUCCGUCCUAAUCUUGUGACUAGCUUCGAAUGGCGUAUGGAUGUGUUGGGAAGCAGCAACAAGACUAUCUUUGAUAUUCUCAACCAAGUGGAAAGGGUAGCGUUGGAAAAAUUGCCUGAAAAAGAUCAGGUAUGGAUGCCGUGCGAUUUGCUGGUAUCCAUGGUGCUGGCCCAUCCGCAUCUGAUCGUAGAAAGUAAACAAUACACCGGAGAUGUGGAGCUUAACGGUAGACUAACUCGUGGCCAAUUGGUUUUGGACCAUAUGAACGAAGGAAGCGGUAAUAUAACGAUUAUAGAUAAUGUGGAUGAAGUGAAAAUGAAACAGUAUUUGCUUAACUUGCGUUAAAAGUAA
Messenger RNA from Anopheles maculipalpis, 1068 nucleotides. RefSeq lists its product as uncharacterized. The record is from RefSeq and is a predicted model, not a curated record. NCBI's taxonomy places the organism in Eukaryota, Metazoa, Arthropoda, Insecta, Diptera, Culicidae. The coding region runs from base 46 to 1062 and encodes 338 amino acids. The transcript has 3 exons. Gene Ontology annotation, molecular function: hydrolase activity, hydrolyzing N-glycosyl compounds.